Molecule: messenger RNA, 438 nt
Organism: Medioppia subpectinata
Lineage: Eukaryota; Metazoa; Arthropoda; Arachnida; Sarcoptiformes; Oppiidae
Source: the annotation of a GenBank genome assembly
AUGUUUUAUUUGAUACAACCCACAAGUUCCACAUUUAGCUCCCCAUACGACAUUCCCAACUACGAACUCGAGGUCUGGCCGGUGUUUGCAACAUUGUUAUUUAUUGAGCAACUGGUCCAUUGGUUUCGCGGCUCAGACCCGACCAGACUGGCCAACACUAUACUUAACUUAGGCUCAGGACUAUUGGUGGCGAUCACAAGUUCUACUAUUGGCAAUAAUAAUCAAAACAAUGUAUUACUUUCACUACAAUUAUCAUUUGUUUUGUCUGUCGUCGUCGACCGACACGUGGUUUGUGUGCCUAAUAUUAAACGAUUUUGUCUAUUAUUGGUCGCAUCGGUCGCUGCAUCGGAUCCACCUCUUAUGGGCCAGUCAUCAGUUUCAUCACAGCCAAUGGCCCGACACAGACCUGUCCACUGGGCACAGGCGCUCAGUUAUUGA